This is a messenger RNA of Erythranthe guttata (spotted monkey flower), 992 nucleotides long. Its product is annotated as zinc knuckle (CCHC-type) family protein. The record is from RefSeq and is a predicted model, not a curated record. Gene Ontology annotation, cellular component: nucleus; replication fork protection complex. Gene Ontology annotation, molecular function: DNA binding; zinc ion binding. Gene Ontology annotation, biological process: DNA replication checkpoint signaling; replication fork processing; DNA damage response. NCBI's taxonomy places the organism in Eukaryota, Viridiplantae, Streptophyta, Magnoliopsida, Lamiales, Phrymaceae.
CACGAAUACGACACACAGAAACAUAAUGAGCAAAGUAGGCGGCGUUAGUGGUGGCGCAGCGCCAACAGGGUGCUACAAGUGCGGCCGCCCCGGCCACUGGUCCCGCGAUUGUCCUUCCAACCCCAACUCCGAAAUCAACAACAACAACAACGCAGAUCCUCCGUCCAAUUCCGACUUCAGUGCGAAGCCACCUCUCCCGAACCAGAAGCCGAAGCAGAAGCCACCGAGAAGAACCAGGCCCAAACUCACCCCUGAUCUUCUUCUCUCUGAUUCCGGCGUCGGCCACAUCCUCCGCUACUUUCCCCGCGCCUUCAAGUGCCGCGGCCGCGGCCACGAGGUUAAUGAUUUGCGACACCUUCUUCGGUUAUAUGCCGAAUGGCACUCGCAUUUACUUCCCUAUUACAACUUUGAUCAAUUCAUACAUAAGGUGGAACAAGUGGGUGCUACAAAGCGUGUUAAGAUCUGUCUUAGAGAACUACGAGAGAAAGUUGCUAAUGGAAUAGACCUAGCAAAGCUGCAGGAGCCCCAAGUCCAACAGAACUCGGUAGAUAAACAAGAUUCUACAGGUGACGUUGACAUGCCAAGUCCUUUCCCAGAAAAUGAUUUACAAAAUGAAGACUUGAAUAAUUUUCAAGAAGACAUGCCUCAGAGCAUCUGGGAGAAAGCCACUCAAGAAACAUCGCAACCUGUGCAAGUUGAAGAAGAGGUUGCGCCGAAUGAGAGAGUGGACCCAAGUGCUGCUGGCGUUCGUAAUAAAAUUGAGAUGUCGGAAGAACAAAAGGAGCGCAUGGAAGCUAACAGGUUAAAAGCAUUAGAGAAAGCAGCUGCUAGGUCUCGUUCCUUACGUGCUUGAUUUGCUCUUCCUUUUUUGACCAGUUGUUACUCGGCACACAUGCUGUUACAGAUUAGCCAGCCAAAUUCAAAGAUAAAUAUAGAUGAAAUAUUUAUUUGGCUGGUUUAUGUCAUAUUUAUAAAACUACCUUCAGUUUGUC